ACCUCUUCUCAUGCCUUUUCCCAUGAUAUCUCUUCCACAAUUUCCAAUUUUUUCAUCUCAAUCUCCAUUCUAUUGUUACCAUCAAACUGAAUAAAGAUAACUAUUUGUUUAGGAAAGCACAAAUUGCGCUUAGAAUGACAGUGUUCUAUGUAAAUUUUUAGAUAAACACCAACAAAAAAACUGAUCACUGAAUUAGAAUAAGAUCUAUAAUUUAUUUAUCUUUUUUCAAGUUUUAGAAAGUUUUUUAGUCAGAAAAUUGCACAAAAUGGGAGGAAAUCUCUGUCGAAAGUUGAAACGAGGACCUUUGACUUUGAGUUUGAACACGUAAAAUAUAGGAAUGGCAACCCGCUCGAUUGCCAACCACUUCGGCUCCUGUCAUUGCUGACCCUUUCCUUACCGUACACACACGACCCUCCUGCAUUUUCGGAGUCUGCAUUAAAACCCACCACCCAAAAAACCCGUUGCUUUCCCUAUAUAGACCAGAGAUAGUUUUCGAUAUCUUUUCCUUUUGUUCUGAGUGCUUUGAUUUUCUUUUGUUUGUUAAGUUUCUCGAAGGUUUCGUCUCAAAGUUUCUUGGGGAAGGGGUCCUUCUUUCUUGGUUGGUCUCUUCUCUGCUCUCUCCUGCGUCUCUCCGCUAUGGCUUCCUCCGCCGUCAAUAGAUGGUUGAGGCCUGAGGUAUAUCCACUCUUUGCAGCGGUUGGUGUUGCUGUUGGUAUUUGCGGCAUGCAACUUGUAAGAAAUAUCUGCACCAACCCUGAAGUGAGGAUUAUCAAGGAGAGGAGAGCUGCAGGAGUGCUCGAGAACUUUGAAGAGGGUGAGAAAUAUAAAGAACAUGGCCUCAGGAAGUUUGUCCGCAACAAAUCCCCUGAGAUCAUGCCGUCCGUCAACAAGUUCUUCUCAAAUCCAAACUGAAUCAAAUACUGAGAUCUUUCCACCUUGCUAGAAAUUGGACUUUUGAAAAUGACUUUUGUCUGCUUAAUUGAUUGAUUUGGAAUGGACAUAGGACUUGUUUUCUAAAUGAACAUGAGACAAUUACUUGUACUAUACGUUGCCAGGUCAUUGAUUCAUGAUCUUGACGAUUGAAUAAUACUGUCAAUUUUCUUGGAAA
This is a messenger RNA of Carya illinoinensis, 1108 nucleotides long. RefSeq lists its product as uncharacterized. Bases 637 to 912 code for a protein of 91 amino acids. Lineage: Eukaryota; Viridiplantae; Streptophyta; Magnoliopsida; Fagales; Juglandaceae. The record is from RefSeq and is a predicted model, not a curated record. The transcript has 3 exons.